Messenger RNA from Rubroshorea leprosula, 725 nucleotides. The record is from the annotation of a GenBank genome assembly. NCBI's taxonomy places the organism in Eukaryota, Viridiplantae, Streptophyta, Magnoliopsida, Malvales, Dipterocarpaceae.
AAUCACUUAGGUCUUCAUAUUCAAAUCCUCCUUUGAAAGCUUUUCUUCAGAUAACUCAUUUUUUCUCAAAAACCCUUCCAGUUUUUUUUUGUCCUUAGUCAUGGGUUUUCGUUUGUUUGGUGCUAUUCUGUCUAAGCCAAUUAUCCAUAAGGCAACCUCAACAUCUUUGGGAGUACCAAAAGGGUUCUUUGCAGUUUAUGUUGGAGAUGAGAGGAAAAGAUUUGUGGUUCCAAUAUCCUAUUUAAGCCACCCUUCAUUCCAGAUGUUGCUAAAGAAAGUUGAAGAAGUGUUUGGUUUUAAUCAUCCUGCUGGUGGUUUGACAAUUCCUUGUGAAGAAGAGACUUUCCUUAAUGUCACUUCUCAGCUGAAUACAUCAUAAGAAAGAAGGUUUUUUUCCUUGAAGAAAAAUCAGAAGUCCAAUGUUUCCCAAAGGAUAUUUAUCUGUUUACAAUGGCAGAAAGAAGAGUUCCGCCUUGAUUGUGUUUAUGCAGACUCUCAUAGCUACUGAAGAAGCUGUUAUUAAGAUCCAUUUUCACCUUGGAGCAGGCCAUGGAAAAGAAGUUGAAAUACAAUGGCUAUUCCUAGAAGUGCAAGCUAACCUCACAGACAAAAAUGACAGUCUGUACAACUUUGACUCAGUGAAAUUCGGCUGUUACAUGAACUCUUGAAUGAGUUAUUGUUUGCCCUCUAAAGGAAAUUUUUUUGGGCAAAUAUUUUUUCUGAAA